ACUGCCAAUAUUGAAAAUGUUACCGUGCUUUUCCGUUCGGCUGGUGAAGUGAAGCUGAUCGUGUUUACUGAUUACUCAAAUAAUGCAGGAAAUACACUUCCGCUUAAUCACUACAUUUUUGACAAAACGCUUUGCUGGUAAUUUGUGUUAGGAUAAUUAUCUCAGGAAAACCAAAUGGCUUGAAUGUUUACUAACAAUAUAUAAAAAACUUGUCUUUAUGUAAAGUUUUAGUCAAGUACAACUGGCGAAAACUUUUAUAGAUUGUACAGUUAAAAAUCUCCUUUGAUGAGCAUUCAAUAAGUAAUUUUAUAAACGGUAGUGAUGGAUGAUUAGAAACCUUUUAAUAGAUUCCUGUCGGUAUAUCGACUUGUAAGCAUCUGGAUUAAAUUGUGUAACAUCUACUCCAAAUGCACAUCAUGGCGUUUACGAAAAAGUGUUCGUUGGUAAGCCUAUGUGAUGGAUAUAACUGCGAUAAGCGGAGCUCCAGCACUUGGCCAUGCGUGUCUGCUGCGAGUGCCCCAGUGUGGAGGUGUGGUCUGGUCUCCGUGCCGCACACGCAGCGGCAGCAGCGAGCUCAGACACUCAGCCCCGGAUCGGACGGCUCUCAUCCAGCCAGCCGGCCCCUCAGGUGUGAAGCUGUGGAUGAAGAUGCAGGAGGGAGACCUGGAUGCAGAGCUACAGGGACUGACGACAGUCGCCCAGAGAAUCGAUGAGAUCCUGCAGGAGGAGGGCAACCGUCUCUGUGCCGCCGAUGUCGAGUCCGAACUCAAGAAGCAGUUCGCCUUCCUGCCAGGGGGGCGGGGGAAGAACGGUAGCCCCGUCAUUGUCUUCCCAGAAUUCCCUGCAUUCGACCAGCUCCAGGAUGGUGAAUUUCACAAUGUGUUGACGUACCUGACCAGCAUCUCCAGCAUCUCCACGGCAACGCUUGGGUUCAUCCUGGUCAUUGACCGUCGGCUGGACAAAUGGACAUCCGUGAGGGCGACUCUGCUGCGGAUUGCGGUGAGGAUGAACCCUGAGUGUGUGCGAGCGCAACUGGACCUUCUGGCAGAAUACCUGAAGGGGCCCAUGUUCUCGGAGGUCACAAUCAGCCCGGGUCAUGUGGAGCACAUGCUGAAGGACGUCAGCAGCCAUGAGGAGAAAGUCUGUGAUUGUGUUCAGCGAGCUCAGGAAUUAGCCUGUCAGGGAGACCAGCUCGUUGAGAGCUUCCACUACGCCCUGGACUCCAUCCUGCUCAAGUGCGGCGAGCUGCGGGCCACCAGCGAAGACCUCAGCUCAGACCUGAAGGCCAAGAAGACCCACCUGCUAAAAGCCAUGGAGCUGCACCAGAACCUGGAGAAGGUUGCUAAGUGGUGUGAGGAUGGCAUCUACCUACUCGCCUCCCAGCCCGUGGACAAGUGCCAGUCUCAGGAAGGGGCCGAGUCUGCACUGCAAGAGUUAGAGCACUACCUCAGCACCAGGGGGCAGCAGAGUCAACACAUAGCGCUUGACAGCAUUUGGAGGGACUAUGAUGCUGUGCUGAAUGGUGAAUUCAGGGAUCAUGUGGAGAAGGUCUUCCAGAAACAGGUGUCCAUGGAGGAGAUGUUCGACAAGCGUCGUGUUAGCCUGAAGAAGCUGGCGGCCAAGCAGACCCGCCCCAUCCAGCCCGUUGCCCCCAGCCCUGAGGCCUCUAUGAAGUCACCAGUUUCCUCCCCAGUUCACCUCGGCCCUGAGAAAAUCAGUAGUGACCCUAACCGACUUAAUGGAAUGAACAAUACAAAGGUCGAGCUUAAUCUGCAGUGCAGCAGCAAGUAUGGGUCGAUCUCAGAGGAAGAAGACAAUUUGGCAAUUCUAAGGCGGCAUGUGAUGAACGAACUGCUGGAGACAGAAAGGGUCUAUGUAGAGGAGUUACUUUGUGUGCUUCAGGGCUAUGCUGCAGAGAUGGACAAUCCGGCAAUGAUACAUCUGAUCCCCAGUGUGCUGCUGAACAAGAAGGACGUGCUCUUUGGCAACAUGCCUGAGAUAUACCAGUUUCAUAAGAAGAACUUUCUGAGGGAGCUGGAGACUUACACUGAAUGUCCUGAGUUGGUGGGUCGUUGUUUUCUACAGAGGAUGACGGAUCUGCAGAUCUAUGAGAAGUACUGUCAGAACAAGCCUCGCUCUGAGAGCCUGUGGAGGCAGAGCUCGGACUGCACCUUCUUCCAGGAGUGUCAAAAAAAACUUGAACACAAACUGGGCCUGGAUUCCUACCUGUUGAAACCAGUGCAGAGGAUUACCAAGUACCAGCUGUUACUGAGAGAGCUAAUAAAGUACAGCAAAGGCUGUGAGGGGGCAGAGGACCUGCAGGAGGCGCUCUCAGCCAUUCUGGGCAUCCUGAAAGCCGUCAAUGACUCCAUGCACCUCAUUGCCAUCACUGGAUACGAGGGCAACCUGAACAACCUGGGCAGGCUUCUGAUGCAGGGCUCAUUCAGUGUCUGGAUAGAGCACAAAAAAGCCCACGCCAAGGUGAAGGACCUGGCUCGCUUUAAACCGAUGCAGCGGCACCUCUUCCUGCAUGAGAAGGCGCUGCUCUUCUGCAAGAGGAGGGAGGAGAGUGGGGAAGGCUAUGAGAAAGCCCCCUCCUACAGCUUCAAGCACUCGCUCAACAUGAGUGCUGUGGGCAUCACAGAGAAUGUGAAAGGACACAGCAAGAAGUUUGAGAUCUGGUCUAACUCCAGAGAGGAGGUGUACAUAGCGCAGGCCCCAACGGCUGAUAUUAAGACAGCGUGGGUGAAUGAAAUACGAAAAGUUCUAACAGGACAGCUGAAAGCCUGGAAGGAUGCCAGCCAGCAAAGAACACCAGAGCAGCUGCUACUGCAAACCCCUGCAACUGCAAACCUGAGUCCACUCAAAAGCUGCCAGAAAAGCAUAAAGAAGGGAGAGGAGAAGAAGGUUUAUGAUCCAGAGUCUAACUCCUCACCCUCUCAUAACACAGAUAAAGUGAAAGAUGAGACUGUCACAAGCCCGACCACAGAAAGGGCUGCUGUAGCUAAAAAGCGCUUUACUUUGCAAGGUUUUACCAGCCUGAAGACGCAGAGAGGAUCUCCCACCAGCCCCGAAAACAAAAUCAAGCUGCACGACAUUAAGAGUGACCUCACUCCCUUAAGAGACUGGCCCAAGGCUUCAACAGAUGCUUCAGAGGACAAUGAUGACUCCUCCAGCACGGAGGACCCCCUGAACUCCGACCCCGAGGAUGAGGGGGGCAAGAAACUGUCUCCUGGGAAAUAUACAGUGGAGGCAGACUAUGACAGUGGAGAGCCCCAGGAUGUGUCAGUGAAGAGCGGGAACAUAGUGCAGCUGGUGAAGGAAGGAGACAAUGGACAGUGGUUUGUAUGUAACCUGACAACCAACAAAGAGGGUUGGAUUCCAGCAUCUAAUCUGGCACCUCUACUCCAACAGUCCAAGUCUAUACAGUCUCUCAGCAGUUCAGAGGGCAGUGGCUCAGGUGACCUCAGCACAUCCUCCAGCUGUAGUGAAACCUACACCAGCUUCUCUGACAUCAAAGCCUGAGGUCCCCAUCCACCCAGAUGUUAAGUGCCACCUGGUGGCCAAAACUAUUCUACUCCACUGCACUCCCUGCAAAGUCAUGUGCCCAGCUCCUUGAACAUUAAUGACAUGGAAGUGACAUGGAUGUCAACACGGAUGUUGGAAAUCUUCCAAUGGCAAGUCAUCUUGUAUGUGAGGAGAGUUGAUGGAACUGAAGCACCUAGGAGCAGACAGAAAUAGUCCUAAUUAUUUUUCUCUAAACCUCAAGCCCAAGAACAGCUCCCUGCACUGGAUUACUGGACUGUAGACUGAACUGCACUGGAUUAUUGGACUGUGUGCCUCAGUGGGCUCUUCUUUUGUCCUGCAUGUUUGUUUCUACUGAUGCUGUUGGUCUAUAUCCAAGAUCCUGGCGAAUCCCCUAGAAAUGUUCACAAAGAAAGAAUGACCCUCUCUUAAUACAAAUAUGUUCAGCCACAACUGAUCUUCAAUCAUCAAUUUGAUCUUCAAACUCUGAUGUGUCCCGCAGCACCAGGACAGUGAGGCUUGAGUAUUUAUUGAAACAUUAUAGGACACUGGGGCUCUGCAUUGUUUUACUGUGAUAGUACUAGUCUGAUAGCUCUCUUGAUCACAUGAUUUAUCCUCUAUGUACAUAUAAAUACUGUAUAAAUUUAAAUGGAAAAAUUUAAGUAUUUUAAUCAGUUCUGAAAUGCUGACAGAAGUUAGUUACAGUUGUAUGAAUACAUUAUAAACCCAUGUACAGAAAUCUUGUAAAGCAUUGCAUAGUUGUACAGAUAUUAUAUAAUGUUUUGUUUAAUAUAAAAUGUAUAUAUAUUGUAUAUAAAGAUUAUAUCUUAAACUUUCACAGAUAUAUGAUGAUGCUGAUUUUUUUUUAUUUGGUUUGCGAUAAGAUGUGUUGUGCUUCAUGAUUCCUUUUCAUCUGUACAGGAUCAUAUAUAUCAAAGUGUCUUCCACUAUCUCACUGUCUCACUCAGCGAUCAUACUGAGCUCCUGUGCUUAAAACACAAGGACGGGCUGUUUCGUCAUGGAAAUCUCAAGUUAUACAGUACUGUGUGAAAGUCAUAGUUAGUCAAAGAAAGAAGUGUUUAAAUAGUCUUCAUAUUGGUGUAAACUAUAAAAUAUGUCUGUCAAAGUGUGGAUUAGCCGUUUAAAAAAACCUCUCCUAAAAUCACUGGAGUAUUUGGAGCAACUUUCCAGUGCACCAGUGGUCACCAACCCUGCUCCAGAUCCACCACCCUGCAAGGCUUAGGUGCAGCCCUACUUUAACACAUUUGAUACAGUAAGUACUGCAGCCAGCUACGUUGAAGCCAACAGUUGGCUCUAAUACUGAGAUGCUGCUGAACUCGGGCUGUACCUAACUAAGCUCUGCAAGGUGGGAGAUCUCCAAGAGCAGGGUUGAUGACCACUGCAAUAUACCAAUGUAUUUUUUGACUCAACCACUAGAGCACCAUCUUUGGCUAA
Molecule: messenger RNA, 4980 nt
Organism: Paramormyrops kingsleyae
Lineage: Eukaryota; Metazoa; Chordata; Actinopteri; Osteoglossiformes; Mormyridae
Source: RefSeq, a predicted model, not a curated record